This is a messenger RNA of Vicia faba (fava bean), 513 nucleotides long. NCBI's taxonomy places the organism in Eukaryota, Viridiplantae, Streptophyta, Magnoliopsida, Fabales, Fabaceae. The record is from the annotation of a GenBank genome assembly.
AUGCAAUCAUUACAACACCGUCGUGGAUUCGUCGUGUUCAAUACGGCUUCAUCUUCCACUCAGCACCACCGCCUAGCCAACACUUGUUCUCAUCUCCGCCUUACUUUCUUAAUUCUGAUUCAACUUCAUUUGCGGAUCACUCUUCCAUCUUCGAUCUUCUUAUUCAUACUCAACCUUUCUAGAUCUGACGAAACUCAGACGAAUCCUAAGGAGCUCCGAUGGAUUUUCAACGGAUCCGGUAACGAGAUGCUCAGACUGAAUGUCAGACCCUUGCUAAGGCUGGCUUGUAGCUCUAUUUUUUUGGUUCACCUUCAAGUUUCACUUAUAGUUCAACAUAUACCUGAUGAGGAGGAGGACAUGACUGUAACGAAUUUAUGGGUUUAUCAGGCUCUCGACACGAUGCCAAUAGCUGAGGCUCUUCCCGGUAAUAUCUUUCUAAUUGUGACUUUUUCAAAAGCUUCAUUUCCUCUUCUCUUUCUCUGUAUUCUGAAGGGAUUGUGCAAGGGAAGAUGA